Molecule: messenger RNA, 1440 nt
Organism: Episyrphus balteatus (marmalade hoverfly)
Lineage: Eukaryota; Metazoa; Arthropoda; Insecta; Diptera; Syrphidae
Product: odorant receptor 30a-like
Exons: 7
Coding region: 232-1359 (375 amino acids)
Biological process (GO): sensory perception of smell; detection of chemical stimulus involved in sensory perception of smell
Cellular component (GO): plasma membrane
Molecular function (GO): odorant binding; olfactory receptor activity
Source: RefSeq, a predicted model, not a curated record
UUUCAUCAAUUAAAUAACUGUUAUACAUUCAAAUCGAAUAAAUUCAACUCUUGUAAUAAUUAGAACAAUUAAAUCUGAAAUCAAUUAAGUCUUGUUACCAAAACAGAAACCUCUUAUGCACGAAACCCAAACAGUUUUAAGACUUUGAUAUAAAGAACGUAACAUUUUUCAAAAGAGUUACAGUAGUUUUGUGGUCUUCUUGGUCCUUUUACGGGCAUCCUUUAAAAAAAAAUGUCGGUUCAAAUUGAAAAUCUUCCUUUGUACUCGUUUACAGCAAAGAUUUUGAAAUUUUUUGCAUAUCUCGUCGAUGAUCAUUGGAGAUGCUAUAUUUUUCUCUUUAUAACUUCAAUUUUUAAUUUAUUAGAAAUUAUUUACGUUGCCACAUCGGAUAAUGAACUUGCCCAAUUGGUUAUUAAUUUAUUCUUGGUUGUAUUAUGGUUAUCGACAAAUAUGCGGGCAUUUGUUUUGAUUAUCAGUCGUAAGGAAAUGAAUUUGUUUUUGAGAGAAAUACAUAAAAUGUACAGUGAUAUUAUGAAAUAUGGUGAUUCAAAUACGAAAGCAAUGCUGCUGGAAUGUACAAAAUCAGCAAGAAGAUUUUCCCAUUUCAAUUUACUUCUAGGAUUUUUUACUUGCGUUGGAAUGUUUGCAAGUUCUGGAAUGGGAACUCGAAGAGAUCUUAUCUAUGACAUGUAUUUACCAUUUUACAAUGACAAAAAACUGGAAACGCCAUGUUUUGAAAUCCUUUUUGCUACACAAUUUGUAUUGAUUCCUGUUGGAUGUUGCAUGUUUGUACCGUUUCUAAGUCUCAUAAUUUCGCUGGUAAUGUUCAAUAUAUUUCUGUGUAAAGUCUUACAAUCGGAGUUUAGAAGUCUAAAAGAAGGCAUUCCAAGAGAAAUGGUGUGUGAGAAAAUUUCAAAAUGCAUUAAUUUCCAUAAUAAAAUCAUAAGCUUUGUUGCGAGUAUUAAUAAUUUGACAACAUUCGUGUUUGCAAUUGAAUAUGUAUUUUUUGGAGCAUUAAUGUGUGUUUUACUAUUUCUACUGGUUAUCGUGAAAACACUCUCUGAACAACUUAUUAUGUCCGCUUACAUAUCAAUGAUUUUUGUACAACUAUCGGUCACAUAUUUCUUUGCAAAUAAUUUAUUUUUUGAGAGCCUUUCUGUGGCAGAUGCUGCGUAUGAUACGACUUGGUAUGAAUAUAACGGUAAAACACGGUUAAUGUUAAUGCUUAUAAUACAGAGGGCACAAAAACCAAUUUGUCUCACGAUGGGAAAUUUUCAUCCGAUGACACUCGAAGUUCUUACUACUUUGCUAAACUUCUCGUAUUCCUACUUUACAAUUUUAAGAAACAUGAUGGAGUGAAAAACUUUAAAAAAAAUUUGAACGAUUUGUUGAAUGUUCCGUGAAAUGAAAUUAUCUGACACGAAAAAUCAAUAUGGAUCA